Messenger RNA from Girardinichthys multiradiatus, 2633 nucleotides. It is a transcript of the gene wdr1, whose product is annotated as WD repeat domain 1. Lineage: Eukaryota; Metazoa; Chordata; Actinopteri; Cyprinodontiformes; Goodeidae. The transcript has 15 exons. The record is from RefSeq and is a predicted model, not a curated record. Gene Ontology annotation, cellular component: cortical actin cytoskeleton. Gene Ontology annotation, molecular function: actin filament binding. Gene Ontology annotation, biological process: locomotion; actin filament depolymerization; sarcomere organization. The coding region runs from base 141 to 1958 and encodes 605 amino acids.
AGCCAGGCAGAGCGAGAGCUGGGGCCGCUUCCGUGUUUGUGUGAUUAGGCAGGGCAGUGCACACAGCCGUAGGAGCGUCUCUGUCUCACCACAUUCAUUCAUUUGAAAGACAAAGGAUACCCCUAAGGCCAGCAAGAAAAAUGCCGCUUGUACUGAAGCAAGUAUUUGCCAGCCUCCCCCAGAUGGAGAGGGGAGUUGCGAAGGUAAUUGGUGGCGAUCCCAAAGGAAACAACUUCCUCUACACCAACGGCAAGUGUGUCAUCAUAAGAAACAUUGAGAAUCCAGCAAUUGCGGACAUUUACACUGAGCAUGCUCAUCAAGUUACUGUUGCCAAGUAUGCCCCCAGUGGCUUCUACAUUGCAUCUGGAGAUGCAUCAGGGAAGAUCCGUAUCUGGGACACCACCCAGAAGGAACACAUGCUCAAGUAUGAGUACACCCCUAUUUCAGGGAAAGUCAAGGACAUUGCGUGGACAGAGGACAGCAAGAGGAUUGCAGUUGUAGGCGACGGACGAGAGAAGUUUGGUGCAGUGUUCUUGUGGGACUCUGGCUCCUCAGUGGGAGAAAUCUCUGGCCAUGCAAAAUUAAUCAACAGUGUAGACAUAAGACAGAAACGCCCCUACCGCCUUGCUACUGCCAGCGACGACACCUGCAGCUCUUUCUUUGAGGGACCUCCCUUCAAGUUCAAAUUCACGCUAAGGGACCACAGCCAGUUUGUGAACUGCAUUCGUUUCUCUCCAGAUGGAAGUCGACUAGUCACAGCUGGAGCUGAUGGCCAGAUAUUCAUCUAUGAUGGAACAACUGGUGAACGUGUUGGAUCAUUGGGUGGAGAGAAGGCUCACAAAGGAGGAAUUUAUGCUGUCAGCUGGGGCCCUGAUGGUUCCCAGCUGAUCUCUGCCUCAGGGGACAAGACCGUGAAGCUCUGGGAUGUUGGCGCAGGUACGGCUGUCACCACCUUCAAUAUGGGCUCUGAUGUGACUGACCAGCAGCUGGGCUGCUUGUGGCAGAAAGACCACCUCCUCAGCAUCUCUUUGUCAGGAUACAUCAACUACCUAGACAAGAACAACCCUGACCGACCCAUACGCACAGUGAAGGGUCACACAAAGUCCAUCCAGUGUCUGACGGUUCAUAAAGGCAACGGCCGAUCGUACAUCUACUCUGGGAGUCACGAUGGACACAUAAAUUACUGGGAUGCAGAAACUGGUGAGAAUGACUGUUUCUCAGGGAAAGGCCACAGUAACCAGGUGAGCAAGAUGCAGGCAGAUGAAGCCAAUGACCUGGUGACGUGCAGCAUGGAUGAUACGCUCCGCUACACGAGCCUCAGCAAGAAAGAGUACAGUGCCUCUGAUGUGGUGAAGAUGGACUCGCAGCCUAAAAGCGUUUCUGUAUCCGGAGGGUUCACUCUGGCGGUGUGCAUCGGUCAGCUGGUCCUGCUGAAGGAUAAGAAGAAAGUUUUCACAUUGGACAAUCUUGGUUAUGAAGCAGAGGUUGGGGCCAUCCAUCCUGGUGGGACCACUGCUGCUGUCGGUGGAAAUGAUGCAAAAGUCCACCUUUACUCAAUUCAAGGCAGCACUCUGAAGGACGAGGGUAAAACUCUGGAGGUUAAAGGGGCCAUAACUGACAUGGCCUACUCUAACGAUGGAGCCUAUUUAGCCAUCAUUGAUGACAAGAAAGUUGCUACAGCAUACUCUGUGGCUGAUGGAUACUCGGUAAAAAAUGAGUUUUAUGGACAUCAUGCCAAACCAGUGAGUCUGGCCUGGUCACCUGAUAAUGAGCACUUUGCAACUGGUGGGAUGGACAUGAUGGUUUAUAUCUGGACGAUUGGUGAUGCAGACAAGAGGAUCAAACUUCCAGAUGCUCACCGUCUCCACCACGUCAGCAGCCUGGCCUGGAUAGAUGCACACACUCUGGUCACCACCUCCCACGAUGCUUCUGUCAAGCAGUGGACAAUUACAUACUGAGCUGCAAGCAAACCUUCACAUCUCGAGGGACAAGGACUACUGUAGAAUUCAAGCUUUCUAUUUUUAUUUUUCCCUAAUUUACUGUUAAACAUUAAAACUUUGGUCUAUGCUGUCUGUAACAUCUAAAUUGUAGAUGGAUGUGUUGGCGAUGGCUUCCAGCAAUUAUUGCAAUUCAAGUCAAGAAUGAAAUGUUGAAUUAUAAAAUGUAACCAUGCGUGCUUUUACACCUCUUCAUGGACACCAAGAUGUUUGUAAAAACAUUGUAAUCAUUCCAUAGUUGACCAGAAUCCUUUUCUGUGGUUAGGAUCUGUGCAUCCGGCCUUUAAAGAGAAACCAAAAGUCUUUUAAAACACAGCAAAAUGUUUCAAUAAAGUAAAACCUUUUGGUUACAUUCCUGAAAUGAAUAGGUCCCUGCAGCAGCUGUGCUUCAUUUUAUUUUCCAUGUUUUGCAGGUUUUUGUAACAUUUAUUUUUUGGCUUUGAUUCACUACUCGUCUGUGGGACUGGGAAGCAAAUAGGAACCGAAUGAACAACGAAUACAAUCAGAAUGCUGUCUUUUAUUGUCUGGUCUUGUGUGGUUGGUGUUUUACUUGUCUCACUUUUUUGAUGUCUUAUGAAUCAACUUCCAAAGUGGAACUGGUUCGUAAAUAAUAAAAAUUAACUUUUUAUGCAUUCA